AUGUUCUUCACACAGAUCCUCCACACCGGACAGGUCGCGCUCUGCGCCUAUGGUGCAUACGUGUCCUACAUCGCCAUCACCAACCUUCAGCAAUACGAAGAGACAAGCAAGAAGGCAGCCAAGUACUCGACAGAGGCAGAGCAUCAGCUUCACAAGACACGAACUACACAGUCCAGUGGUGCUAUCUGCAUCUUAGCCUCGAUGAUGGCAGCUACGACAUUAUCUUUGGCACCCAAUGCCCUGCCUUCCAUUGUGAGAUUUGGUAUCUCGCCUGCUGCUUUGGUCCUGACGCUGUUUGUGCGUGCUCACGUGUCUAACUUUUGGAAGGCCAAGGCCAAGAUUCCUUUCCUUGACGGCUAUAACGAGGCAAUUUCCAAGACUGGAGAGCUUCUGCAAGUUCUCGAGUGGCUCGAGUAUACCUGGGCUGGAACUGCGCUUGCCAGUGGGCUAAUCGGUUACUGA
Molecule: messenger RNA, 462 nt
Organism: Aureobasidium melanogenum CBS 110374
Lineage: Eukaryota; Fungi; Ascomycota; Dothideomycetes; Dothideales; Saccotheciaceae
Exons: 3
Coding region: 1-462 (153 amino acids)
Source: RefSeq, a predicted model, not a curated record